AUGGCCGCCAGCCGCUCGGGACGUCUCCUCCGCGGCUUGGGAUACGCCUCCCUCGCUGGAGGUGUCGGCGCCGGGACUCUCUACUUCGUCUACCGCCCUCGCGAUGUUCCGGGACUUGAGGCGGCCUCUGUACCGCCCUCCGCGUACGGCGAAGGCGGUGUCUUCCGACCUCCGAACUUCCCACGGGUGAAGACACGAGCGGAGCAGAUCGACGACCUCAAAGCGAGCGCUGGCGCAGCGUUUCAGACGGCGAAAGAGAAGGUCAAGAGCACUCUGGGCGUCGAACAGGACAAUGCAACUGCAGAGGGCGACAACUCUUACGAUCUGCUGGUCAUUGGAGGCGGUGCGACCGGUUCUGGUAUCGCUCUCGAUGCCGCAUCCCGAGGUCUGAAGGUCGCUUUGGUCGAGAGAGAUGACUUUGCAUCGGGGACAAGUAGCAAGAGCACCAAGCUCGUGCACGGUGGUGUGCGAUAUCUGGAAAAGGCUGUUUUCGAAUUGGAUUACAACCAAUACAAGCUCGUCAAGGAAGCUCUGCGCGAGCGGAGAUACUUCCUCGACACUGCACCGCAUCUCUCGUCAUGGCUCCCGAUCAUGAUCCCCGUCAACAAGUGGUGGCAAGCGCCCUACUUCUGGGCCGGGACCAAGUUUUACGAUUUUCUGGCUGGCUCCGAGAACAUCGAGACCUCGUAUUUCUUGACAAGGAGCAAGGCAUUGGACGCUUUCCCUAUGCUCAAGAAAGACAACCUCUGGGGCGCUUUGGUCUAUUACGAUGGUGCUCACAACGACUCUCGGAUGAACGUAUCUCUAGCGAUGACUGCCGCUCUCUACGGUGCCACUCUCGUCAACCACAUGGAAGUCACUGGCCUUGAAAAGGACGCCAACGGCAGACUAUGCGGUGCCAAGGUCAAGGAUCUUGUCGCAGAAAAAGACGGCAACAAGGGCGAAGAAUUCAGCAUCAAAGCUAAGGGUAUCAUCAACGCUACUGGACCAUUCACCGACUCGAUUCGCAAGAUGGACGACCAACAGGUACCUGAGAUCGUUGCACCCAGCUCUGGAGUCCACGUCAUUCUGCCCGGUUACUACUCGCCUUCUAACAUGGGUCUGAUUGAUCCUCGCACUUCUGACGGACGUGUCAUCUUCUUCUUGCCAUGGCAAGGCAAUACUAUCGCCGGUACCACUGACGCACCAUGUGACGUUGAGCCCAAUCCAGUCGCCCAGGAGAAGGAGAUCGAAUGGAUCCUCAAGGAAGUUCAGAACUACCUGCAACCCGAGCUUCAGGUCCGCCGAAGUGACGUUCUCGCCGCCUGGUCUGGUAUUCGUCCUCUUGUCCGCGAUCCGAAGAAGGCGAAAUCGGAAGGUCUUGUUCGCAACCAUCUUCUCACUACCUCUGACUCUGGACUCCUCACCAUGGCUGGUGGCAAGUGGACAACAUACCGUCAGAUGGCGGAGGAGGCGGUCGACGAAGCGAUCAAGGAAUUCAAGCUCCAAACUGGGGGCGUGGCGAACCCACCUCUCGUCAGCGGAGUCCAGGGCUUCCACGAAAAGAUCAAUCUCGAUGGCUCUUGCCAAACACACCAAGUCCGCUUGCUUGGCGCUCACGGAUUCUCCAAGACCCUCUUCAUCAAUGUCAUCCAGAACUAUGGCCUCGAAACAGAUGUCGCCAAGCACUUGACCGAGUCCUACGGUGACCGCGCUUGGACUGUCGCCGCGCUCUGCGAUCCCACGAACGAGCGUUUCCCCGAGCGCGGAAACCGCAUCUCUGCAUUAUAUCCGUAUGUCGAUGGCGAGGUCCGCUACGCCGUCCGCCAUGAAUACGCCCAGACCGCCGCGGAUGUGCUCGGACGACGAACGCGAUUGGCUUUCCUGAACGCUCAGGCCGCCCUGGAGUCCCUCCCUAAGAUCAUCGAUAUCAUGGGCCGUGAACUCAACUGGAACAAGCAUCGGAAAGACUUGGAAUACGACGAGGCGGUGGACUACUUGAAGUCCAUGGGACUGCAGACUCCCGGUCCUUCCGCAGCGGUGGGACCGAACCCCACCAUUGAGAAGGAGUCGCCGGCGAAUGCAUAG
Messenger RNA from Lecanosticta acicola, 2067 nucleotides. Lineage: Eukaryota; Fungi; Ascomycota; Dothideomycetes; Mycosphaerellales; Mycosphaerellaceae. The record is from the annotation of a GenBank genome assembly.